Messenger RNA from Penicillium pulvis, 2068 nucleotides. RefSeq names its product putative pH signal transduction protein PalI. NCBI's taxonomy places the organism in Eukaryota, Fungi, Ascomycota, Eurotiomycetes, Eurotiales, Aspergillaceae. The transcript is spliced from 4 exons. The record is from RefSeq and is a predicted model, not a curated record. The coding region runs from base 1 to 1665 and encodes 554 amino acids. Gene Ontology annotation, cellular component: cell division site; plasma membrane; growing cell tip.
AUGUUGCUCAAGCCCGCGACACCCCUUACCGUCUUGCUCUUAAUCGCCUUUGCGCUAAUGCUGAUAACCUGCAUUUCCACCCCCAUCGUGAAAGGCAUUCCCCUCGCGACCUAUAAAAAUGUGGACUACGGUGUUUUUGGAUACUGCGAUGGAGAUAAAUGCACUGGCAUCCAUGUGGGAUACACAAGCACAAAUGAUGGCGACGAAUUCGACCUCCCCUCAAGUACCCGCAAAUCGCUCUCGGCCAUCCUGAUCGUGCACCCUAUUGCUGCCUUUUUGAAUCUUGUUUGUCUCUGCCUAGCUGGCGCGGCCCACUUCCAUGGCCCCUCGCAUUCUCCACGAUUUCUGCUGGCCUUGCUCAUCCUCCUCCUGCCUACACUCCUGGUCACCCUUCUAGCCUUCCUGGUUGAUAUCCUGCUGUUUGUGCCGCAUCUGCAAUGGGCUGGUUGGAUUGUGCUUGCGGCAACCAUUCUCCUCGUCUCCUGCGCGGUCGUGACUUGCGCUAUGCGCCGGACUCUCGUCAGCCGCAAGGCCAGGAAGAACCGCAUUGCAGAAAACGCAGAGAUGAGCGGAGAGAACUACUACAACCGACAGAAUGCAGCAGCAGCCGCGAUAGUCGACGAUCCCCCUCCCAUCCCAGACACGAAGGAAGCCAUGGUAUCUGGAUCGCCUCCCGAAGAGCCAGCUUUCGCCGCAUUCCGCACCAAUACUCGCGAAAGCGACGAUGACCGCACACCACUUAAUUCCCGUACCCCAAUGAAUGAUGUCCCCCCACCCCCGAGCCGUCGUGGAACCCCAUACCGUGCGCAGGACGAGGGCUUACCUCCUGCGGGCCCUUAUGGUGCUGGCCCUGACUCUGGCCAAAUGAUGCGCAACCACUCCGAUCCUCGCCUCCGUCCUCAGUACUCUGACAAUAGUAUUGGUCGACAAGGCACCCCACCUGGAUUCGCUCAACCUGGAUAUGCUCCGCGUGGCCGAGGUGGAUACCCUCCUCGCGGUGCGUACCGUGGUGGACCUUACAAUGGUCCUCCGCGGGGCCGCGGCGGCUACAUGGGCCCAAUCCCUCCUCGAGGUCGUGGUGGCAUGGCUCCUCGUGGCGCGCCUCGUGGCGGUUACGGGUAUGCGACUGGCCCCAGUCGAGGCUUUGAUCCAUAUGGCCGACCCUUGCCUGCCGAUGAUCACCAUGAGCCUCGGGACAUGGCAGCUGUUGCUCCAAUGCGCGAACCAUCUCCUAGCCAGAUUGGAGUGGCGGUGAUGCGCGAGCCUUCCCCCGGUCCCAUUGGAAUGGCGGUGUCGCCAGGGGCCGCCGGGCAAGCGAUUGAGAUGACCCCCCAGCCUCGGUAUCACACUGAUCACCAUGAUUCGAUGGCCAUGGGUACUGAUUCUCAACCUCAUGCUGUGUCCGCGGAUGGUCAUCACAUGCCUCUCGAGAGCCCGACAAGUUUAUACAGCCGCACUGAUUCUUUCAUCCCCGCCCGUGCUGCUUGGGGUGCGAACGAUGGUCAUCGCACUUUGUCGCCUCGCCCUCCCGCAUCGCCGGUGCAUACGACAACAACUUCGGGCACUGCUUACUACGAGGACGUAGAUCCUCGGUUCGAUCGUCGACCUUCACCUCUGAAUGCCCCCCAUCCUUCGGCUCUGACUCCUGGAGGAGUCCACUUUUGAUGAACCGUAAUGAUUGGUUAUCAAGCCCAUUCCGCAUGUCCCGACGUCACCUCUUAUGCGAUACCCAUUUCUAAUUUUUUCGACCACUUUUGGAUGACUGUAAAUUUUCUCUUCUUCAUCUCGACUUCAUGGCAAUGCGGGUCAUUACGUACGAAGAGCGGAGUUUUGGGGUCUUUGAUUUACCCUUUCCUGGCGGCUUUUAUAUUCCUUUUCAUGUCUCCAUCUUUACGGUGCUAUUACCUAGAUGCCGCACCUCUUGAAUUAUCUUGGCUUGUGAGGGCAGAAGCUGGCUCUGCUCUGAUCCUGAUUAUGGAUCCAACCGGAAUGUAUAGCGGGUUGAUAGGAUGUACAGACAUCGGUUUUGUAGCAUUUUGUCCGAAAUCAAAAGCACCUUCUUCAUCCC